Peronospora matthiolae is the source of this 1332-nucleotide messenger RNA. Lineage: Eukaryota; Oomycota; Peronosporomycetes; Peronosporales; Peronosporaceae. The record is from the annotation of a GenBank genome assembly.
AUGGGCAAGGAAAAAGUCCACAUUUCGCUGGUCGUGAUCGGCCACGUCGACGCCGGCAAGUCGACGACCACGGGCCACUUGAUCUACAAGUGCGGUGGCAUUGACAAGCGUACGAUUGAAAAGUUCGAGAAGGAAGCUGCUGAGCUGGGCAAGACGUCGUUCAAGUACGCGUGGGUGCUGGACAACCUGAAGGCCGAGCGUGAACGUGGUAUCACGAUUGACAUUGCGCUGUGGAAGUUCGAGUCGCCCAAGUUCUUCUUCACGGUCAUUGACGCCCCUGGUCACCGUGACUUUAUUAAGAACAUGAUUACGGGCACGUCCCAGGCUGAUUGCGCCAUCUUGGUGGUGGCUUCGGGUGUGGGUGAGUUUGAAGCUGGUAUCUCGAAGGAGGGUCAGACGCGCGAGCACGCACUGCUGGCCUUUACGCUUGGCGUGAAGCAGAUGGUGGUGGCUAUCAACAAGAUGGACGACUCGUCUGUCAUGUACGGCCAGGCCCGUUACGAGGAGAUCAAGUCGGAAGUGACGACGUACUUGAAGAAGGUUGGCUACAAACCUGCCAAGAUUCCGUUCGUGCCUAUUUCUGGAUGGGAGGGCGACAACAUGAUUGAGCGCUCGCCCAACAUGGCGUGGUACAAGGGCCCAUACCUUCUUGAGGCGCUUGACAACCUGAACCCGCCCAAGCGUCCAUCGGACAAGCCGCUUCGUCUGCCUCUCCAGGACGUCUACAAGAUUGGCGGUAUUGGCACGGUACCAGUGGGACGUGUGGAGACUGGUGUCAUCAAGCCUGGCAUGGUCGCUACGUUUGGCCCUGUGGGUCUGUCGACGGAAGUCAAGUCUGUCGAGAUGCACCACGAAUCUCUGCCGGAAGCUCUUCCUGGUGACAACGUUGGUUUCAACGUGAAGAACGUGUCGGUGAAGGAACUGCGUCGUGGUUUCGUUGCUUCGGACUCGAAGAACGACCCUGCUAAGGGAACCCAGGACUUUACCGCCCAGGUGAUCGUGCUGAACCACCCUGGUCAGAUUGGCAACGGUUACUCGCCGGUGCUUGACUGCCACACGGCCCACGUUGCAUGCAAGUUCAAAGAGAUCACGGAGAAGAUGGACCGUCGUUCGGGCAAGGUGCUCGAGACGGCCCCCAAGUUUGUCAAGUCUGGCGAUGCGUGCAUGGUCAUCCUUGAGCCCUCGAAGCCCAUGACUGUUGAGUCGUUUGCCGAGUACCCUCCUCUGGGUCGUUUCGCUGUGCGUGACAUGCGUCAGACGGUUGCUGUGGGUGUCAUCAAGUCGGUGAACAAGAAGGAGGCUUCGGCCAAGGGUGGUGCCAAGAAGAAAUAA